UCUCCAUAUAAAAACACCGCCGGGAGUUUCCGUAAAAUCACAUUCAGCUGUCAAGACUGAACAAUGGUUAACAUGAGCUAUCACCAAUUUUUACUAAAAUAUCUACAGCCGAGUUCAAGACAGUCGAGAAGGCGAGCGAAUAAAAGAAAAAGGAAUUAUUGGGAUAAGCUGUCUCCAACAAAUUGUCAGACUUGAUUGACAAGGACUUUCUAAAAGGUCCAGUGUAAACUGUGAUCCGAGUAUCUGUGUGUUGAGACUGACUGGCGAGAUGACUGCCGAGUGGCUACACCUGCCCCCGCCGUACCCCCCUGGAGUAGGGCCGUUGUAUGGUGCAGAGUUGGAGGCGUGGUAUGAGGACCUGCAGGAUAUUCUGGGCUCCGACACGGGAGGGGCAAAAAUGGCACGUGCCCCCACAUGCACCGAGAAGGAGCCAGAGUUUCUGGAUGUUCUUGAGAGUUGUUCUCUGACGUGGCUGACUGACGGAAACCAGACAUGGGCUGAAGGUGUCCAGAGGACAACAGAGGAUAUCCACACCAUCCAGCCUCUGCAUCACACCUCGUCAUUGUCCUCCUCCUCUUCUUCGUCCUCAUCCUCCUGCAUGAGUCCAGCUGUUGUAGAGGAACGGCAGGUGGAAGCUGAGACUGGGAGAAAUGCAGAUAGCUCAACAGGAGGCAGCAGUGACUUGCUGCCUCCGGAGUUUUUUGAGUUGCUCAGUGAAGGAGGCGUGGGAACGGUUGAUCCAAGUGGAGCAGUGAUCAGCAGUGGCUAUUAUUAUCAUCAACACCACCCUGCAAAUAACGCCCUUCCUGCAUCUCCCUCAGCCAGCGAGGAGGAACUGCCCUGCGUGCCAGAUUCUCCAUCCUGCUCUUCUUCAGCUUCCCAGUCACCAUCUCAAAAUUGCUCUCCUCCUUCUUCACCUGUCUCCUCACCCUCAGGCUAUUCGUCCUCCUGUUUGGGAAAACGCAAGCGGACCUCCAGCGAGAGGGCUAACGGUGCCUUGUCCUCUUUCUCCUCUUCCAUGCAACGCUCAUCUUACUCGUCUACCAAAAAGAGUCGCAAAGAAAGAGAGCAAGAGAAUGAGCGAAAGGUACAAGAGCUGACCGAGCAGAAUGAGCGUUUGAAAGCAGAGAUUGAAAGGUUGGGAGAGGAGGUACAGAGGACACGAAGAGCUCUGAUUGAGAGGCUGGUCAACACCAGGAAAUGAAGGGAAAAGAGACAGGAUGGAGAACAGGAAAAAGAAAAAACAAGUCCUAUACAAUCAGAAGAGCAAUGGUGGGGAAAGGUGUGAGAAGAGUGGAAACCAAAGACAUUUUUAUACGUGACCGUUUUUGGAAAAGAGAGAUAAGUGAAGAAAGUAAUGAAAGUCAAGACUAGAGGGUACAGAGAGAAUGGGCUGCAGUAGCAUUGCGGCAAAUCAAAAGAAACCGCAUGUCUGAAGGAGGAAAGAAAGCUUGAAGUGUAAAUCAUGCAGCAGAUUUAAUGAAUGUCAUUUUAAGGAAUGCAAAAUAAGUUCCAUGAAACAGGAGACAUUAGAAUGGAACGGGUGCUGAUUUGUAUGUAUAACUUAGAGGUGUUUUAGCAAGAGAGGACAUCAGUGUCAUCUUAUUCCCACCAUAUUGCAAUAAAUUGUAACUCCCAACUUUAAGGGCUACAAUCAGGCUCACAGAGAUUACUUGCCCUAGUUUGUGGAGAGUUUUGGAGCUCAGGAAAGUUUUGAAAGUGCCCAGUGCAGUGUGAGUAUGAGUUGUUUUUUAAAAUAAAGAAAAUUUAUACCAUUUUUUUAUUAUUUCCUUGUAUAACCCAUGGCUUGUUGGUUCCUGUAUUUAGAUAAAACAAGUAACCUGCGUAUACCUUUCCUGCUGACCUUUUCUAUUAUUGGAAUCUGUGGCAGAAUUAAUCUUCUACUCUGAUUUACUAUUUUUAUAUAAACUGUAAUAUAUGCGUAAAUACAGUUGUACUGUUAUGGCCUAUACUGUAUUAUUCCAACACACUGUUUAUUUCUCAUUGUAGUAAAACCUUGUUAUUCUUAAAUAUGCAUGGAUUUUUAUCACUCAUGGCAUCAGAUGAUGUUUUUUUUUCUUGAUUGUACUUAAACAUUUGCAAUAAAAAUGUAAACAUAUACUUUA
Molecule: messenger RNA, 2126 nt
Organism: Girardinichthys multiradiatus
Lineage: Eukaryota; Metazoa; Chordata; Actinopteri; Cyprinodontiformes; Goodeidae
Gene: ddit3
Product: DNA-damage-inducible transcript 3
Exons: 4
Coding region: 269-1204 (311 amino acids)
Biological process (GO): intrinsic apoptotic signaling pathway in response to endoplasmic reticulum stress; ER overload response; positive regulation of intrinsic apoptotic signaling pathway
Cellular component (GO): CHOP-C/EBP complex; CHOP-ATF4 complex; CHOP-ATF3 complex
Molecular function (GO): RNA polymerase II cis-regulatory region sequence-specific DNA binding; protein heterodimerization activity; DNA-binding transcription activator activity, RNA polymerase II-specific
Source: RefSeq, a predicted model, not a curated record